AUGUCGCCGGAAGGUGCAAUGGACGUUUCAGAGAAUAUCGAAGUGAGGUGGGUGCAGGGGUUCACCAACAGCAAAGUUGCAUUUGUGGAUGAAAAAACAGCCUGUUACUGCUGUGGAAAUUACAUCAUCUUCCUCGAUGUGGAGACAAAAACGAGAAAAGUGCUUCAGAGCCCUGGUCAUGGCAUCGGGGCCUUCACAGCAAAUGGAUUUUGUAAAACUCUUGCUUUUUCUGAGCAGAAACAUUUUCCAUCAGUUUUCGUGUACAGAUAUCCUGAGCUUAGUCUGAGAUGUGAGCUUAAAGGCGCAGCUAAACUGGCUUACACAGCCCUCGCACUGAGUGACACUGCUCCAUAUUUAGCUAGCUGCUCAUCUUUACCUGAUUACACCAUCACAGUAUGUGUUAUUGCUCUCCCUGCCAUCGAUGGCUCUGUAGUUGAGCAGGAGGUCGACGCUUCUUACAUCCCCACUGGGAAACUGACAUACUCUGGCCCUCAGAUGCCCCCUUCAGCUAUUGCAGGGCUGAUUGGUGACAGAGCAGAUAACAUUCUGCAAGUGAAGCCUCGACUCUGCCCAAGUGCCAUCUGCUGGUCAAUUUCCUCAGAUCUAUAUGUUGGGACUAAAGAAGGCUUCCUGCUGCUAGUAAACACUGAAAGUCUCCUUGUCUCUAUCCUGUACAACCCUCAUAUUAAGCAAAGCCCCUCAGAUGGCAGUGAGAGCCUGCUGAUUCAGGAAGGCACUGUUCAGACCUUGGCACUACACAGUAAAGGAGUAUUCGCUACAGGACCUGAUGGUGUUUUGAAAACCCUUCAGAUUAAAGGGAACCAAGUGGAAGUAGUGGAAACAUUGACUUUAGUGGAACCGGUCUCAAGUUUGUGCUUUUCUCCUGAUUAUGAAACAUUGCUUCUGUCCUCAACCGCUGGACGUAUUUACAAGUACAAUCCAGGGCUUAAAAAUGACGUCGUCAAAGUUCUGGAUGUGUUGUGUGGAGACUUUAUCGCUGCAGCUCCAGUAUACGCUGAAAAGAACCUCUGUGUGUCACUCAGAGAGUCUGGGGAGCUGCAGCUGUGGUCACUGGAGGAUGGAGAUUGCAUUGCAUCCAUCUCUCUACACACUAAUGUGACCUGCUUGGCAUGUUGCCCAAUAGCGCAGUACGUUGCUGUGGGAGCAGUAACAGGCCAUGUCCUGUUCGUAGAUCUGACUAGAGCACAGAAACCUCGACUGGUUCACACUGUCCAUCUGUACCAUGUGCCUGUAGAGCAUUUAGUUUUCGAUCAAGGGGCAAAUUUCUUGAUUACAGGAGCAUUCGAUUCACACAUAUUUUUGCUGGAUGCAAGACCAUCUAAUGCAUUUGAGAUUAUUGGAUACACUGAUGCUCUGGGUGCCACUGUGAGUCUGUCCACCCAGUACCAGAAAGAAAGCAAGCAGGUGGAUGUACUGGUGCUCUGUAAUAGUGAGAAGAACAGGACAGAUAAGGAACAUAAAGAAGGGAAUCUGCUCAUGUUGCUGUCAGUGUCUACACAACAGCUCUCUGAGACAGCAAAGUGUGUGGACCCCCGUGGCCUACUGGGAGAACACGUUAUCCAAACGUGUGUGUAUGAGAUCCUACACUCUCUUUCCUCAUGUGUUCUGGAUACCAAAACAAUCUUUGGUUAUUGUCACGAGAAGAAAGUUCUGCAAAGAUUCCAACUACCACAGAGUGUGGAAACAUUGUCCAGUAACCAGAAAGUGGUUAGACUGAGUCCAGAGAAGGAGGUAGAGGGUCAUCCUCUUGGCCCUGCAUCAUUGUAUCUCUCUCCUCAUCAGAGCUGGCUGGCAUCUGUCAGCAGAGACGGGCUGCUUCUCAUCCAUGACAUCACCACUCUGGAGAAGUAUGUGCAAAAGCAGUGCCACUCUUGGUGGUUGGGAGGAAUUCGCUCUCUGUCUUUCACCCCUGACAGUCAAACUUUUAUCACGACCGGCUUCCGAGAUGGCUCUCUGGUCUGCAGCAGGCUCAGGUUAAAGAUAGCUGCAGCUGCCCAGGAUGACCUGUCUAUGGUGGCCUCCUUUGAAGAUAAAAUGUCCCAAGAGAACCCCAUCCUCAGUGACAUGGCUGACUGGGAACUGCCAUCGCAGACAACAGUGGGAUUUGCAUCAUCACAUACAGCAGAGGUCAGUGGCAGGGGCCAAGGAACAGACAAGAAUGAGGGUUAUAACAGUCUGCCUUCUCCAACUCCAUACAAUUCCACAUGGCUGGAUAAUAAACUAAAUACUAUACUCAAAGAAGAGAGCCAGCAGUUUGCAGAGACCAGGAGGAGUCUGAAGAAGAGUGUAGAAGAACUUCGGGAUACAAUCCAGGCUAUGAUGCAAGAGAAUGAGAAGCUGCCAGACAUGGAGAAGCUGGAGCAGCUGGAGUUUAACUUGGACACGGAGGAGCAGCAGAGACUACAAGCCAAGGGAGAGCAGGAGGUUACCAAGGUGAGAAAAGAGAUUGAGCUUGAGAACCUGGCAAAAUGUUAUCUGCAUGACAUUCUCAAGAAAAAGUACUGGGACUCCAUGACUGUGAAAGGAAAGGCCAUUAAGGCCUUCCACUCAGGCUAUGAAGUGGAUAACUUUCCCAUGAAGGAACGCACAGCAAAGGAACUAGAAGAGCUUCACAGGGUAGAGGCCAUCCAAAAGGUUGAACAGGCUGACACUAGUUCGCAGCAAGACAUUUUGGAGAACAGCAAGACACCAUUAAAGAAAGAUAAAGACAGGGAGGGAAAAGGGCAUGAGGUAGAGAGCGCAGCUUUAACAGGUAGUCUGAGUGCUCAGUAUGGAGGCUCCAACCCUCACUUAUACAACCAGUUCAGUCUGCAUACAAGAGCCCAAAAGAUGAACCAGAUCAUCCUGAUACAGGAUGUUAUUUACAAAGUGAAAACAGCUUUUAACAACGAAUUUGAGGCUGUAUACAAGCAGAAAGAGCAAGAGAUCAGCCGCAUAAGAGACAAGAACAAGCGCAUUACAGAGAUUAUGAGUAAGCUGGGGCUGCAGGAGACCCUGUGGGAGCCCGAUCUGGCCGACAACGAGAGACCAGAGAGAGCUCUCACUGUCAGUGACUCUGAGAUUAAGGUUGAGAAAUACCUGACACAUGAGCAGAGGCAGAGAGAGGAGGAGCAGAGAAAGGAAGAGGAGCGGAGAAAGCUUGGAGCAAAGGAGGACAACAUCAGAGAGCAAGCUUUGGAUGAUAUGAUGGGUGGAGUACUUGAGGUCAAAAAAGAGGACCUCCUGAAAAUGGAAGUGCCACCACCAGAGUUUAUAGUUAAACCUGAGCUCCAGUGGACAGAGGAGGAAAGAAGAAGCUACAAAGAGCAUGAGAGAAAAGUAAAGGAGCUCAGUGAAGAACAGGAGAAAUAUAGAAAGACCCUGGAGGCGGAGAUGAAGAAACUGCAGGCGUCCAUUAAAGAUGCCGCCCAGGCCUUCGAUGAAACACUGAGCAAGCUGUUUGAAAGGAAAGUGAAAUCAGAAAUGGUUUUAUACCAGGAGGAGUUAAAGAUCGCCAACCUGUUCCAUUCUUUACUAAUUGAGGAAGCAAUACUGAACAGAGAGGAAGAGCUGAACUACAGACUGGAGAAGGCACAAACUGUUAAGAAUCAAACUGGGAAAAUUUUGAAUAAUCACAGGAAGGAUGUAGAGGCUUUUCGAGAGACGUAUGAUAAUACAGUAGCAGAAGAUAAACUUCUUGACAGUGGAUUUCGCAAAGAGUUUUUUGAUGUCCCUGGACACAUUGUUGACCAGCUGUACAAGCUUUACAAACGCAGACCCAGAAUCCAGAUUAUAAGGACCCAGACAGGCAAGACAGGCUCGUUUAAGGACUCUCUUAUGAUGAGUCGAGCAGCAGCAGAAGGACUCUCGCAGAUUAUGAAGGCCAUGGAGGAGUUAGAUGCACCACAGAACAUGCCAGAGGGUCUGGACCCAGCCAUGUGGGAGAGAUUCUGUUUGGCCAGGAGGACCAAAGUGGAGAGUGAGCAGAAGGUAAAAAUGAAGGCACUGACAUUAGCAGAAAUGCAGACAUUUCUACAGAAGAGGACAGACGAAGUGGAGAAUGCACAAAUGGAAAUCAAGAACCUUGUUGAUCAUCUUAAUUACCUCCGAGAAGAGAAGAAGAGGUUCUGCCUCAACGUUAUGGUACAGAUCCUGUUAAAACAAGGCCAGGUUGAGGUGGAGACUGGAGACUUUACUGCAGACUAUUCAGACUCUUUGUUGCUCCACCGCAGUGUUGUGGAGGACCUGAACAAAACCAUUAGGGUUUUAGGAGAGCAGAAGAUCGCCAUCAUGGUGGAGUGCAAAGACUUUCAUAAAGGAAUUAUUCAGCAGGAAUGGGAGCAUAAGAGGAUGAGUAGACAGAUUGAAGAUCUCAAAAACAAAGUCAGAGAUAUUCAGAUGCUGCAUGUGUCUCAGGAGCUCCAAGAGUACUUGACAGAGACAGACCAUGACAACAGAAUGUCCAACAAGGUGUUUGCUCUGGAGAAGACAAUAACGUUAGAAGAGAAGACUUAUAUGAAGAAUGUACAGAGCUGUAAGAAGCUGAUAAAGGGUCUGAACAGACAAAUUGAGGUGAAGAAUGGGAAUAAUGCAGCUUUAGAUCUGCAGUUGACCAACAUGCAAGUAACUGUCGCAGAAGGAAGUAAUAUCUAUGAGACCACAGCAAUAGAGGAGAAUCAAGAGUAUGAAGCUAAGCAACGCUAUCAAAAUAUCCUGAAGAGGAAGAAUCUUGUGGACUUGGCCAAAGCACAGGAUAUGGACUUAGUCAUACUGAGCGCUGAGUUGGAACGCAUGCGAAUGAAGACAUUUCCUGCUCUUUCUCAAUAGAAACAUAUCCGGUACAGAACUUUGAACACAAAAUCCUGUUCAACACUAUUCACAUUUAUAUUUAAAUCCAUGAGAAAGGCACUUAAAAAUUCAAACAUGAAAUGAGCAAAAUGUGUAACAAAGUGUAAAAAUGUAGGAUAAAUCUGUUGCAGGUUACCCUGGUUUGUCUCUUUGGUUCCAUAUGUAAUCUUAUAAAGCUAUUUUUUAGAAAGAAAGCACAACUUUAUUCAUCACACACUUGUGAAAUUCGUCUCUGCAUUUAACCCAUCUGAAGCAGUGAACACACACAUGCGAGCAAUGAGCACACACACAUACCCAGAGCAGUGGGAAGCCAUGCUAACAGCGCCUGGGGAGCAGUUUGGGGUUAGGUGCCUCGCUCAAGGGCACCUCAGCCCAAGGCCGUCCCAUAUUAACCUAACCUGCAUGUCUUUGGACUGUGGGGGAAACCGGAGCACCCAGAGGAAACCCACACAGACACGGGGAGAACAUCCAAAGUCCACACAGAGAGGCUCCCGCCGGCCACUGGGCUCGAACCCAGAACCUUCUUGCUGUGAGGCAACAGUGCUAACCACUUACGGUACACCACCGUGCUGCCCAAAGCUAGUUUGAGACAUGUUAUAGUUAAAUAAUCGAAUACAGGGUGGUGUGAUGCUUUACAUUUUUUAAUCAAAUAACUUGUUGCUGUGGGAUAAGAGGAAUAAAACAAUUAAGACCAUGUUGUUAUAGGAAAAUAAUCAACUUCAGGGUAGUAACAAUCACACAAUCAGACCACUCGAUCACUUAUUGUCUUAUAGCAGGGUUGUAGAGUCGUGACCAGUACUUGGAGAAGCAGACAUUAGAACUAACACCAUUUUCAAUGAUGAUAAUAGCAUAAUUACAGUAUCACAUAAACCUAAUCCGAGAUUUAUUUUACGCACAUACAUCGUCAAGAGUCAAAAAGUGACUGGAUUUAAAUAGUGAGCCAUAGACCAGUUUGCCCUGCAUUGUCUUAAUGCUGAUACUAUUGUAUUUAAAGUUCAUUAAACUCUUUUCUCUUCUGCUAAA
This is a messenger RNA of Neoarius graeffei (lesser salmon catfish), 5871 nucleotides long. RefSeq names its product cilia and flagella associated protein 43 (gene cfap43). Gene Ontology annotation, biological process: sperm axoneme assembly; cilium assembly. Gene Ontology annotation, molecular function: protein binding. Lineage: Eukaryota; Metazoa; Chordata; Actinopteri; Siluriformes; Ariidae. The coding region runs from base 1 to 4827 and encodes 1608 amino acids. Gene Ontology annotation, cellular component: axoneme. The record is from RefSeq and is a predicted model, not a curated record. The transcript has 37 exons.